Molecule: messenger RNA, 442 nt
Organism: Paramecium octaurelia
Lineage: Eukaryota; Ciliophora; Oligohymenophorea; Peniculida; Parameciidae
Source: the annotation of a GenBank genome assembly
AUGGUUGGUAUUUAGACGAGCUCAAACUUGAGGUAAGGCAUAUGCUCUCAUCAAUUAGAAUAUAAGCUUCAGAGCUUAAAUAAUUUGAUAAAUUUAAGAUUUUCAGAUAAAAAUUUUUCAAUUGCCAGCAUCCUAUUAUAGUAAACAACUCGAUAAAGAUGUUUAAAUUGUUAUUAAUUUUUCUAAAAAUAUUUACUUGGAUUUAAAUUCAGAAAUAAAAAGUUGUAUGGUCAAUUUCCCUAAGGAAAUUUCAUAAUUAAAUCAUCGAAUCGAAGAGAGUAUUGUUUAUAAUACAUAAAGGUUUGACCAGAUUUUUUUAAAUUGCACUCUGAAGAAAGCAUCUCAAAAAUUUAAAAGAGACAACCUUGAUCCAUGUAAUGAAUAGGAAAUAAACAAAACUAAAGCAAUAAUUCAGAAUAAACAACGCUAAUGAUGAAUAUUG